This is a messenger RNA of Sarcophilus harrisii (Tasmanian devil), 1793 nucleotides long. RefSeq names its product Ras association domain family member 9 (gene RASSF9). The transcript is spliced from 2 exons. NCBI's taxonomy places the organism in Eukaryota, Metazoa, Chordata, Mammalia, Dasyuromorphia, Dasyuridae. Bases 274 to 1581 code for a protein of 435 amino acids. Gene Ontology annotation, biological process: signal transduction. The record is from RefSeq and is a predicted model, not a curated record.
CUGAAGCUGGGCAGGACUCCAAAGGAGCAACAGCAACAACAAGCAACUAGCUGAUCAAAGUUAAGCUGCCAAUUGCACAACUUUGAGCAACUCUUCUGGCUGGGCUAUUAAGGAGCUGAACCAACCCAGGAAGAUUUGAGAAGAAGGGGAGAAGAAGGAGAUCUCUAUAUCCUCCCACACACACACACACACUCCAAAACCUCUAGACAGACAGACAGACAGAACCACAGUUUCCCUUGGAAUUGUUGAUGUUAUUAAACUGCUCCAGAAAUCAUGGCUCCUUUUGGAAGAAACUUGUUAAAGACUCGGCAUAAAAACAGAUCACCACCCAAGGAUAUGGAUAUAGAAGAGAAAGAAAUUGUCGUUUGGGUUUGCCAAGAAGAAAAGAUUGUCUGUGGACUGACCAAACGUACCACAGCAGCUGAUGUAAUCCAGGCUUUGCUUGAAGAACACGAAGCUACCUUGGGAGAGAAACGAUUUCUUUUUGGACAACCCAGUGAUUACUGUAUUAUUGAAAAAUGGAGAGGUUCAGAGAGGGUUCUUCCUCCACUCACAAAAAUCCUGAGACUUUGGAAGGCCUGGGGAGAAGAACAGCCAAACAUGCACUUUGUCCUGGUUAAAACAGAUGCCUUGGUUCCAGUUCCAUUAUGGAGGACAGCAGAAGCAAAACUAGUUCAAAAUACAGAAAAACAAUGGGACCUCAGUCCAGCCAACUAUAUGAAAAUGUUGCCACUAGAUAAGCAGAAAAGGAUAGUUAGGAAAACAUUCAGGAAAUUAGCAAAACUUAAACAGGACUCUGUUAUACAAGACCGAGACAGCAUGGAGACCUUAGUACAUUUGAUCAUUUCUCAGGACCAUACAAUUCAUCAGCAGGUCAAAAGAAUGAAAGAACUAGAUCUGGAAAUUGAGAAAUGUGAAGCAAAAUUUCAUCUGGAUCGGAUAGAAUAUGAGGGAGAAAAUUAUGUUCAGGAUGCUUAUCUAAUGCCCAGUCCUAGUGAGGUCAAACAACAUAAAGAUAUGAAGGAAGAAGAAAAUCAGAUAACUGACUAUCUGAGUGAGAGUGAAGGAAUUUUACAGCUGGAAGAACGAUUGAAAUAUUAUAGACUACUUAUUGACAAGCUAUCUGCUGAAAUAGAGCGAGAAGUCGAAAGUAUUUACAUAGAUGUGAAUGAAGAAACAGAAGGGGCAGCUACAGAAGAAUUAGAAAAGAAAAACUUGGAAAGUAUUAAGUAUGAUUUGGAGAAAAGUAUGAAAGCUGGCUUAAAAAUCCAUUCUCACUUAAGUGGCAUCCAGAAAGAGAUUAAAUACAAUGACUCUUUGCUUCAGAGAAAAACAAUAGAAUAUGAUCUCCUGUCAGAAGAACUGAAUUCACUUCAUUUCAGCAACAAGGAUGGGUGCCAAUCUAAUGAAGAUAGGGAGAAAGGACUGGAGGGGACCAGUAGUUGUGUGGCUGGCUCUCAUUUUACUCAAAAAUUAUUUCAUUCUUAUACCAAUGACACAGAUUCAGAUACUGGAAUAAGCUCUACUCAUAGUCAGGACUCAGAAACUACUUUAGGGGAUCUGAUGCUAUUGUCAACAUAAAUAGAAUGAUUAUUUCAUGAACUAUUAUCAUGUUCUAAAAGAUUGUUAAAAGAACGUUUGAUGGUGAAAGUAAGAUCACCCAGGAUGUCUUGGUUUCAAUGACUGUCCCAGAGGCAUCUCAUCCCAGAGGUAUCAAAUCACAUGGAUACUUGAUUUAAGUACUUAUGUAGUAGGAUGACAAAUGAGCUGACUUAAAAAAAAAAAAAAAAAAA